ACUUCCAGGGGUUGGCCCAUAAAACUGGUGGUGCAGCUACCCGAUUGCAGUUAAUCUGUUCAUAAGGAUGCCGCCAUCAGUAAACGCUCUCGGAGAGCGCUGGAAGUAGGAUUUUGUCCCGUCUUGUUCGACAGCUAAUGAGUUGAAAUAUCUUGGAUAGUGUGUAUCAAGGGAGUUUUAACUUUUAUGAUUUGAUCUAACAUGUACGAUAAUGCAUUAUUUCGUUUAAGAUUAAUGUUGAACUCGUAGUGUAAUUAUUGUAUUCUUUUGGUAGUAUUUGAUGAUUCUAAUUGGAAGGAAAGGAAAUUUUUGUGGUCGGUUUACUCAUUCCUAUGGCGUGUGAUGCAACAAUAAUUAUAAGACAAUCGACUACAACGUUAAUUAAAACAUACCUCUGCUUUGUCUGAACGGCGUUUAAUCGAAUAUCCAUGCAUUCAUUGCUUACUUUCGUUUAUGAUGUUUUGAAUAUUUUUCUGAUGUAAACACAUUCUUAUACACAUUCAUAUAAAUAUAAAAUAUUGACGGAUAGAUUCAUCUUUCAGCCAUACUCAAUUUGCUUGCAGUAUAUUAAAGUAUAUACAGAGAUGGUUCUGGCACGGUUAUAUCAAACGCGGGACGUGAGACACGAUUUGCAUUUGAGGAUCUGGUGUAUACUGUACCUUUUAUUCAAAUUGUUAACCUCUUUAACCCCAUUGACCCCUCGCUUCGCGGGUUGUUUGAAUAAUACUAUCAGUUUGAAUUUCGUAUUAGGUAGGGACCAAUAUUUAUUGACUAAACAUGAUAUUAUCCCCGAAAGAGUCUGGUAAACUUAUUGCGAAACUGGCAAAGCAUGUGCAAAUACUUCCAGAAGGAAUAAAAGAUCUAGGAGGCUUGAUUACAAAGGAAGUUAAUGCAGGCAAGUUCUCGAUUGAGGCGUUUAGCCAACAUUCUGUGCAUCCCAAGUCUACAGAUCCAUGGGCGUUAGACUGGAUCUUCGUAGUAGACACACUAAACUUUUGUUUUUGGCACAAAGAAAAUGAACCAGGUUGGGUGGUCGAUGGUAAAUCCGGAUAUUUCGCGUUAUGUACUGCUAUUAAUAGGGCUCUAAAAGAAAAUGUGGACAUUUUAAACCCGAAAUUUUACUCCACAGUAACGAAGGAUCAACUUGGAAAGGUGUUUCGAAGUGAUAACGGUACAGAAAUUCCACUGUUUGAUGAAAGAUUAAAAUCGCUACACGAAGUUGGUGCAAGCUUGCUGGAAAAUUUUGAAGGCUCCUUUAAAAACUGUGUCCUCCAAGCGAAAAAUUCAUCUAAAUCGUUGUUAAAGAUAGUUACAGAUAAUUUUAAAUGUUACCGGGAUGAAGCAGUGUUUAAAGAUCAUGAAGUUUCAUUUUACAAAAGAGCGCAGAUAUUAGUUGGUGAUAUUUGGGCAUGCUACCGUAAUACCGGAUUGGGCCAGUUUGACGAUAUUAACGAAAUGACCAUGUUUGCUGAUUAUCGUGUUCCCCAAUCCUUACUGUAUUACAAUGUUUUAAAGUAUUCUGACGAUUUACUAAACGUACUGGAAGGUGAGACCGUCUUGGAUAACGGAAACGAGAUGGAAGUGGAGAUUAGAGGUUGCUCCAUUGAAGCAGUACGUUUACUAUGCGAUUAUGUGAAAGAGCGAGUCGACUCUGACAAAGAAGUGAAUGCUAUCUUAAUUGAUCAUUUCUUGUGGGAUUUUCGAAGAAGCCAUGCUGAAGAAAUUGUACAGAAAAAAUUACCUUUUCAUAAAACUUUUUGUAUUUAUUAUUGAAUGUAAUGACAAACACAAACUCACUUCACAAAGACUAUUAGCAUUGUUUAAAUACUUAGAUGACAUUAUUAGGUAUUAUUUGGUCAGAAAAUACAAUGUGUGCAAACAAAGUCCUUUUCUUCGUGCUUAAUUGAUCUCGGUUACAUAAUUGAUGCCUAUUGUUUUAAGUGCAAAGGAAAAGUCCUUUGUUUUAUAUACCAUUAUAUUGAAACAUCACAUUCUGCAUUUUGUGUAGGUAUAAAGAUUGUUUAAGAAAAGUAUUUGAACUUG
Molecule: messenger RNA, 2043 nt
Organism: Photinus pyralis (common eastern firefly)
Lineage: Eukaryota; Metazoa; Arthropoda; Insecta; Coleoptera; Lampyridae
Product: queuosine salvage protein
Exons: 3
Coding region: 778-1773 (331 amino acids)
Source: RefSeq, a predicted model, not a curated record